AUGGCCACGAGGGAGAAGAAGGUAAUCAAGCCCAAGAAGGAGGGUCGAGCCUCCUCAGCCAGUCCGAGUGUCGGACGCCGACUGCCCUCGCUGAAGGAGGACCGCCAGGAGGAUCUCCCGGACGCGGCAACGGGGGGCAGUGCCAGCGAGUGGGCGCCUAUCGGCCGCAGCUCGAUGGACGAGGUCCUGGACUCCGAGGGGGUGAGCGAGCACGAGCAGCUGUUGUUCUACGAGGGAUGCCUCCGCCUGGGACCCCAGAAGAUGCGCUGGAGAUCCGUGGUGCUGAAGUUGCUGGGGGCCGCCUUCGCGGCGGAGACCACGAGGAGCGCGUCCGGGAUGGUGCCGUGCGUGAUGCAGAGGGGCGAGGAGAACAUCGACUCUUGUCCUCACCCGCCGUGGGCCCAGUGGUCAGGCGCGAACGGCCGCGCCGCGCGCGCCUACUGUCGCAGGCGCAGCGCGUACCGGCAGAAGACCCCCGAGGAGAAGGCCGUGGCCGAGGCCUAG
Messenger RNA from Prorocentrum cordatum, 504 nucleotides. The record is from the annotation of a GenBank genome assembly. NCBI's taxonomy places the organism in Eukaryota, Dinophyceae, Prorocentrales, Prorocentraceae.